AUGCCUAAGAAUACAACUGAACAUAAAUUGGAAGCUGUAUCUGCAGCGACUGCAUCAGCUUCCACUUCGACUUCGGCCACAAAUAAAACGAAGAGGAAGAACGUACCGAGAGAUGAUGAGGAUGAUAGUGGAUCGGAUUCAGGUAGCGAUGUUAGCAUGAUCAAUGUUGAUUUUGAUUUCUACAAUUUCAACCCUGAUGUCGAUCAAAUCGCAAUAAAACGACUUGUCAGACAAACGCUCUCGCACGAUGAUGAGCUCAUAGAUGUUCAUCCACUGGCAGAUUUGAUCUUGGCAGAAGGUAUCAGGUUAGGUGCUGGAAGUAGUAUCAAGACUGAUGGAGAAGACAGUGAUCCAUGGGGUUUAGUCGCGGUUAUUGAUAUCAAGCAGAACAGGGAUCACCCAGCAUUCGCUCCAUUCCUGAAUUACCUAUUAUCAACCCUCCCUUCCAUAUCUCCGCUACGAUUAUUACUUGACCCAAGUUCAUCUCCCGCUCACGCAUCUAAACCUGCCCUCAUAUUCUCACUGCGGAUGUUAAAUCUCCCUUUGCCAUUGAUACCACACCUAUACAGGAUGUUGUUGAGUGAAUUGAAGGAUGGCGGAGCAGACUUUACAGAUUAUAUCAUUUGGGGAAGAGGAUACAGAUUGGAGGGUGAAGAAGAAAGCAUGGGCUUGGAUAUUAUUGACACCAAUUCGAAGAAAAAGAAGAAAGGUGGUGUUAAUUCGCAAUUAGCUUUGACAGCUGGAACUUUCCCUUAUCAUCCCGAAGAGGAGUUCAUUGACAAAGUCGCAACUCACGUCCACACGUAUCCUUUCAAGACUGCUCCUAAAAGGGAUGAAGACGCUUUCGGCGUAGAACAAUUCGGUCGAUUGGUUCUUGUUUCAGAUGACAAGCUGGCAAAAGCAGUAGAAGCUAUGCAAGCUGCUUGUCAAUAG
Molecule: messenger RNA, 933 nt
Organism: Kwoniella shivajii
Lineage: Eukaryota; Fungi; Basidiomycota; Tremellomycetes; Tremellales; Cryptococcaceae
Exons: 6
Coding region: 1-933 (310 amino acids)
Cellular component (GO): nucleus
Source: RefSeq, a predicted model, not a curated record